Pongo pygmaeus (Bornean orangutan) is the source of this 3312-nucleotide messenger RNA. RefSeq names its product kinesin family member 20A (gene KIF20A). The transcript is spliced from 19 exons. Gene Ontology annotation, cellular component: mitotic spindle; spindle microtubule; nucleus. The coding region runs from base 308 to 2764 and encodes 818 amino acids. Gene Ontology annotation, molecular function: microtubule binding; ATP binding; plus-end-directed microtubule motor activity. The record is from RefSeq and is a predicted model, not a curated record. Gene Ontology annotation, biological process: mitotic spindle assembly; microtubule-based movement; spindle elongation. NCBI's taxonomy places the organism in Eukaryota, Metazoa, Chordata, Mammalia, Primates, Hominidae.
ACCCACGACAGUUGGUAACCCGGACCCACAUUAGAUCUGAGAGGUCAAGCGGAAGCGAACUACUGGAAUUGCAGUUUGGCCCACCCCCUUUCCUUACGCGGAUUGGUAGCUGCAGGCUUCCCUAUCUGAUUGGCCGAACGAACGCAGCGCGUAAUUUAAAAUAUUGUAUCUGUAACAAAGCUGCACCUCGUGGGCGGAGUUGUGCUCUGCGGCUGCGAAAGUCCAGCUUCGGCGACUAGGUGUGAGUGAGCCGGUACCCCAGGAGGAGCAAGUGGCACGUCUUCGGACCUAGGCUGCCCCUGCCGUCAUGUCUCAAGGGAUCCUUUCUCCGCCAGCGGGCUUGCUGUCCGAUGACGAUGUCGUAGUUUCUCCCAUGUUUGAGUCCACAGCUGCAGAUUUGGGGUCUGUGGUACGCAAGAACCUGCUAUCAGAUUGCUCUGUCAUCUCUACCUCCCUAGAGGACAAGCAGCAGGUUCCAUCUGAGGACAGUAUGGAGAAGGUGAAAGUAUACUUGAGGGUUAGGCCCUUGUUACCUUCAGAGGUGGAACGACAGGAAGAUCAGGGUUGUGUCCGUAUUGAGAAUGUGGAGACCCUUAUUCUACAAGCACCCAAGGACUCUUUUGCCCUGAAGAGCAAUGAGCGGGGAAUUGGCCAAGCCACACACAGGUUCACCUUUUCCCAGAUCUUUGGGCCAGAAGUGGGACAGGCAUCCUUCUUCAACCUAACUGUGAAGGAGAUGGUAAAGGAUGUACUCAAAGGGCAGAACUGGCUCAUCUAUACAUAUGGAGUCACUAACUCAGGGAAGACCCACACGAUUCAAGGUACCAUCAAGGAUGGAGGGAUUCUCCCCCGGUCCCUGGCGCUGAUCUUCAAUAGCCUCCAAGGCCAACUUCAUCCAACACCUGAUCUGAAACCCUUGCUCUCCAAUGAGGUAAUCUGGCUAGACAGCAAGCAGAUCCGACAGGAGGAAAUGAAGAAGCUGUCCCUGCUAAAUGGAGGCCUCCAAGAGGAGGAGCUGUCCACUUCCUUGAAGAGGAGUGUCUACAUCGAAAGUCGGAUAGGUACCAGCACCAGCUUCGACAGUGGCAUUGCUGGGCUCUCUUCUAUCAGUCAGUGUACCAGCAGUAGCCAGCUGGAUGAAACAAGUCAUCGAUGGGCACAGCCAGACACUGCCCCAGUACCUGUCCCGGCAAACAUUCGCUUCUCUGUCUGGAUCUCAUUCUUUGAGAUAUACAAUGAACUGCUUUAUGACCUAUUAGAACCGCCUAGCCAACAGCGCAAGAGGCAGACUUUGCGACUGUGCGAGGAUCAAAAUGGCAAUCCCUAUGUGAAAGAUCUCAACUGGAUUCAUGUGCAAGAUGCUGAGGAGGCCUGGAAGCUCCUGAAAGUGGGUCGUAAGAACCAGAGCUUUGCCAGCACCCACCUCAACCAGAACUCCAGCCGCAGUCACAGCAUCUUCUCAAUCAGGAUCCUACACCUUCAGGGGGAAGGAGAUAUAGUCCCCAAGAUCAGCGAGCUGUCACUCUGUGAUCUGGCUGGCUCAGAGCGCUGCAAAGAUCAGAAGAGUGGUGAACGGUUGAAGGAAGCAGGAAACAUUAACACCUCUCUGCACACCCUGGGCCGCUGUAUUGCUGCCCUUCGUCAAAACCAGCAGAACCGGUCAAAGCAGAACCUGGUUCCCUUCCGUGACAGCAAGUUGACUCGAGUGUUCCAAGGUUUCUUCACAGGCCGAGGCCGUUCCUGCAUGAUUGUCAAUGUGAAUCCCUGUGCAUCUACCUAUGAUGAAACUCUUCAUGUGGCCAAGUUCUCAGCCAUUGCUAGCCAGCUUGUGCAUGCCCCACCUAUGCAACUGGGAUUCCCAUCCCUGCACUCGUUCAUCAAGGAACAUAGUCUUCAGGCAUCCCCCAGCUUAGAGAAAGGGGCUAAGGCAGACACAGGCCUUGAUGAUGAUAUUGAAAAUGAAGCUGACAUCUCCAUGUAUGGCAAAGAGGAGCUCCUACAAGUGGUGGAAGCCAUGAAGACACUGCUUUUGAAGGAACGACAGGAAAAGCUACAGCUGGAGAUGCAUCUCCGAGAUGAAAUUUGCAAUGAGAUGGUAGAACAGAUGCAACAGCGGGAACAGUGGUGCAGUGAACAUUUGGACACCCAAAAGGAACUAUUGGAGGAAAUGUAUGAAGAAAAACUAAAUAUCCUCAAGGAGUCACUGACAAGUUUUUACCAAGAAGAGAUUCAGGAGCGGGAUGAAAAGAUUGAAGAGCUAGAAGCUCUCUUGCAGGAAGCCAGACAACAGUCAGUGGCCCAUCAGCAAUCAGGGUCUGAAUUGGCCCUACGGCGGUCACAAAGGUUGGCAGCUUCUGCCUCCACCCAGCAGCUUCAGGAGGUUAAAGCUAAAUUACAGCAGUGCAAAGCAGAGCUAAACUCCACCACUGAAGAGUUGCAUAAGUAUCAGAAAAUGUUAGAACCACCACCCUCAGCCAAGCCCUUCACCAUUGAUGUGGACAAGAAGUUAGAAGAGGGCCAGAAGAAUAUAAGGCUGUUGCGGACAGAGCUUCAGAAACUUGGCGAGUCUCUCCAAUCAGCAGAGAGAGCUUGUUGCCACAGCACUGGGGCAGGAAAACUUCGUCAAGCCUUGACCACUUGUGAUGACAUCUUAAUCAAACAGGUUAGGGCAAACUAUAUACCCACUUCUGUCCUACCAGCCCACUCCAGUGCAUAUGUGAGAAAGGAAAGAGGACCAGAAGAAAAAGGACCAGACUCUGGCUGAACUGCAGAACAACAUGGUGCUAGUGAAACUUGACCUUCGGAAGAAGGCAGCAUGUAUUGCUGAGCAGUAUCAUACUGUGCUAAAACUCCAAGGCCAGGUUUCUGCCAAAAAGCGCCUUGGUACCAACCAGGAAAAUCAGCAACCAAACCAACAACCACCAGGGAAGAAACCAUUCCUUCGAAAUUUGCUUCCCCGAACACCAACCUGCCAAAGCUCAACAGACUGCAGCCCUUAUGCCCGGAUCCUACGCUCACGGCGCUCCCCUUUACUCAAAUCUGGGCCUUUUGGCAAAAAGUACUAAGGCUAUGGGGAAAGAGAAGAGCAGUCAUGGUCCUGAGGUGGGUCAGCUACUCUCCUGAAGAAACAGGUCUCUUUUAUGCUUUACCAUAUAUCAGGAAUUAUAUCCAGGAUGCAAUACUCAGACACUAGCUUUUUUCCCACUUUUGUAUUAUAACCACCUAUGUAAUCUCAUGUUUUUUUUUUUUUAAUUUACUUAUAUGGUUUCUAUGCACACAAAAACAGUUAUAUUAAAGAUAUUAUUGUUCACA